This is a messenger RNA of Budorcas taxicolor (takin), 696 nucleotides long. Its product is annotated as transmembrane protein 225. Gene Ontology annotation, biological process: negative regulation of phosphatase activity. The record is from RefSeq and is a predicted model, not a curated record. Bases 1 to 696 code for a protein of 231 amino acids. The transcript is spliced from 4 exons. NCBI's taxonomy places the organism in Eukaryota, Metazoa, Chordata, Mammalia, Artiodactyla, Bovidae.
AUGGUGCACAUACUUGUCAGAAAGGUCGAGGCCACCAACAUGUUCUUCUCCUCCUGGGUCUUAGUCUUCUUGGCAGUAGGAAUCAUCAUAGAAGAAUGGGCUGAACUGAAGUUGGGACCCCAAAAACCUAUAAUAACCCACAGUCCAUGGAUAUGUUGUACUUCCCUGUGGCCAUCAGAUGGCCUGGAAGUGGUCAGGAACAUUCUGAUUGUGGUGUUCAGCCUUUCCUUCAUGCAUAACUUGCUCCUGGGUUUUGAAUUCACCUAUAUGAUUCCUCAAACCAAAUAUACUCUCAUUAUGACUGCCUGCCUCGCUUUCCUCACAGGCAUCCUUCUGCUCGGUGCACUCCUACUGUAUCACCACAUGCUAAAUAAGGGUGAAUCCGUGUACUACUCGACUUAUAAGAUCAGCUGGAUCAUUUUCACUGCAUACUUAAACGUUUUAUUGUUAUUCGCCUCUGGAUUCCUCUCUCUCUUACAGUACAAGCAGUCCAUUGAUGGUUCUGGCAGCCUGAUCCACAAGUCUGCCAGAAAAAGUCAAGUUAUGGAGCAACAUGGGGUUUCUAUCAAAGUCGUCUCAUUACGAGCAGAUACUACAGUGCCUCGUAGUAUUGUCCGGGUACACUCUGCCCACAUGAAAGAAGAUUCUCCAGAAAAACUGAACAUCCAAGCACGUCGUGUAACCUGGGCUCUAUGA